GAGGACGAGAGUCGGCUUGCUGGGCGGCGAGUCUGCAAUUUAGCCGGGAGCCGCAGGACCUGCUGCUGCUCGAGCCCGGCAGGUCGGGCCUGCUCGAGUGCGAGGCUCGCGACGGCUCCAUGAUCGAUCAGCCGGUCAUUAGCUGGCGCACCGACGACGGACAGCCCAUCAACUUCAUCGGCGACAAGUACAGGACCCAACUGCCCAAUGGCUCGCUGUACAUCAGGUCGGCCAACGAGGAAUCGAUCGGCAGUUAUCAGUGUCUCGCCACGGUCGAAAAUGUCGGUGCCAUCGCAUCGAGGACCGCCGUCGUUAAGCUCGCAAGUCUCGCGGUGUUCGAUCGAGAGCCCCAGGACACGAUGGUCUAUACCGGCCAGAUAGCCUAUUUGAGCUGCAAAUUGGCCAGCGGUGCCGGUGGCGAGGAGGAGCAGCAGCAGCGCCGUCAGCAGCAGCGGGUCGAUAUCCAGUGGCUCAAGGACGAACAGCCGCUCGUACUCGACGAGAGCCGAAUGACUAUACUGCCCUCGGGCGCUUUGGAAAUCGACGACGUGAUGCCGGAGGACGUGGGCUCGUAUAGGUGCAACGCCUCGGGCUUCGGCCAGUUUCGCCUGAGCAACAAGGCCCAGCUCACCCUGCAGAGCAGCGACGUCGAGGAGGGCGACAGCGCGCCGGUCUUCGUCGCCAAGCCCUUCAGUCAGGUCGCCGUGGAGAGGUCCCAGGUGACGCUCGAGUGCGCCGCCAACGGCAGCCCCAAGCCCGAGGUGUUCUGGCUCAAGGACGGCAAGACCAUCGACCUGUCCUCGUUCGACUCGAGGUACCAGACGGUCGCAGCGUCGAGUCUGCUGAUCAAGGAUUUGAACGAGGACGACACGGGCUCGUAUCAGUGCCGAGCCGCAAACAGCAUCGACACCCUCGACGCCGUAGCCGAGCUCAGCGUUCAAGUCGCCCCGAGAUUCAUAAAGCGACCGCAGGACAAGGAGGCGAGCGAGAGUCAGGAUCUCGAGUUCGAGUGCGAGAUCUACGGGAAACCGCAGCCGAGCAUCACUUGGCUCAAGAACGGCGAGCGCAUAAAGCUCAGCAAUUACUGGCAGCUCAUCAAUGGAUACAAUCUCCGGAUAAACGGCCUGCUUAGCAUCGACGCCGGCAUCUUCCAGUGCAUGGGCAGCAACGCGGCCGGCAGCGUUCAAGCCUCGGCCAAGCUCACCAUACUCAAGCCAAAAAAAAAAGACCGAGGCAGAGUCACGAGCUCGAGCAACAACAACAACAACCGCAAAUCGGCCGCGGGUACGAAAAAGAAGCUGUCGCACAAGCAGCUAUCCAAUAGCACCUGGCAGCAUCCGAGCACGCUGCUCGGCCACACGUCCUCGGCUUACACGCCCUAUCCGUCCUUGACUUCGGGCGGUGCAAACGGUGGUCGUCACUCCUCGUCGUCGUCGGACGACGCGGCCGAUCUAUUCGGUACUCCGUUCGGCGGCUCGCGCUUCCCGUCUGACAACUCGGACGAGCAAUCCUCCCACGAUCCCGCUGUUUCAGACGUCGACGGCUUCGGGGAGUUCGGCGAGGCCAACAGCAAGCCCUCGGUGCCGCGCGACCUCAGCGCCGGGGUCAUCGGCAGCCGCUUCAUCGCCCUCAAGUGGCAGGAGCCCGAGUCCACGGGCAAUCUCGGCGACAUUCACAAUUACCUCAUCUAUUACAAGCAGGAGAGAUUCGCCAGGGAGAGACAGGAGCGCACUCAGAGCAAAGAGACGACGGUGACCAUCAGCGGUCUGCAGCCCGGCACGACUUACUACUUCUACGUCGUGGCGAAUGUCUCCGACAGCAUCAGAAGUCCACCGAGCAAGACCCUACAACUGACCACGGAAUCCGAGCCGAACGUACCGAGCCAACCGCUAAACCUCAAGGGCUGGCCGACGAGCAGCGAGAGGAUAUCGCUGAGCUGGGACGAGCCGACCCUGAUCAACGGACGCAUCUCGAGCUACCUCGUCACCUACGCGGAGGGCGACAACGAGGAGGUGAAAAUCAACUCGACCAAGACGUCGAUCGAGCUGGACAACCUGCUGCCCUACAAGGAGUACAACAUCUGGGUUCAGGCGGUCAACGACAACGGCCCGGGCGCCUCCACGGAGGAGAUCAAGGUGCGGACUUUCGGCGCUGCGCCCAGCGCACCGCCCAACGUCACCGCCGAGGCGGCCAGCUCAUCGAGCGUGAUCGUACGCUGGGAGCCGCCUUCCGAGGGCCAGAACGGCAUAAUAACCGGCUACAAGAUACGCUAUCGGCAGUUCGAUCGACGCAAUCAUCCCGUGGUGAUAACGACCGAGGGCAACGCUCGCAUGCACACCAUCGCCAAGCUCGAGAAGAACGUGCCGUACGAGGUGCGCGUCUGCGCGUUCAACGUCAACGGCACCGGGCCCUGGUCCGACUGGCUCAGCAUCGAGACCUACGAGGACGAUCUGUCCGAGAGCGAGGUGCCCAGCGCGCCGACCAAUUUGCGAACUAAAGCAAUGUCGGAUUCGAUAAUCGUGUCUUGGGGACCGCCCAAAGAUCAAAGGAUCAAAGUUCGUGGCUACGUGCUUACCUGGGGUAAAGGCGUUCCCGACGAGUACAAGAAAGUUUUGGAUGGCAAGCAGCGCUACCUUUCCAUUGAUAAUUUAGACUCGAACUCGGACUACGUGAUAUCGCUGAGGGCGAAGAACGAGGCCGGCGAAGGUCUGCAGGUGUACGCGAACGUCAGGACGAUCGAGCGCUCGGCCUCGGACAACGCGGCGCCGCUCCAGCCCCCGGUCGGCCUCAAGGCCGACGUCAUGUCGCACAGCACGGUCGUGCUCUACUGGACCGACUCGUCCCUGUCGAAAAAUCAAUUCGUCACCGACAAGCGCUACUACGUCGUGCGCUACACGUCCUACCAUCGCAGCAACAAUCCCAAGUACAAGUACGAGAACGCCACGGAUCUCAACUGCAUGAUUCACGAUCUCAAGCCCAACACCGAGUACGAGUUCUCCGUUAAAGUCGUCAAGGGCCGACGAGAGUCGCAAUGGAGCAUGGUCGCGUUGAACAAGACGCUGGAGGCCAAGCCGGCCUCGUCGCCGCGCGACCUCACCGUCCAGGGCAUCGACGAUCAUCCCAAGUCGGUCCUGCUGCGCUGGCAACCGCCCAAGCAGUCGAACGGCGACAUAAACGGAUACACCAUAUCGUACACGACCGAUAAUACGAAGAACGAGCGCGACUGGAAGUGGGAAGCGGUGGUCGGCGACAUCAACGAGUACGUGCUCAAAGCCGAGCUGCAGCCGAGCACGACGUAUUAUUUCCGAAUACAGGCGCGAAACACCAAGGGCUACGGCCCAUUCUCGACCACGAUAUCCUACACGACUCAGCAAACAAUGGGUAAAGACAUUUUUUGUUCCGCAACUUCGAAGUAAUUACGCCGCUUUCUUGUGCUUUAAUCGAGACCCUCUCGUUUUGCUUUAUCAGAUGGACGAGGCAUGUCGAACUUUUUGAUAUACAUCAUCAUUGGAUGUACGGUGCUCGUGCUGGCGGUGACGAUAUUCGUGGUCGCGUUGGUCUGCUGCCGACGGGGCAUGGAUGUGCCGGACGGCAAGAAAGGCUACUUGAAAGACACCAAUAUUAAGACCAACAUCAAGCCGCCAGAUCUGUGGAUCCAUCACGAUCAAAUGGAGUUGAAGGCUUUGGAAAAGACCAUGGCUAAUGGAGAGACAAACACCACGGCGACUACGAGCAAUACACUGCCGCGUUCGAGUCAGUCCGAGUACAAUCCGGACAGCGUGCACGGAAACUCUAGCUCGCUCGACAAGCGCACUUACAUACCGAGUUAUAUGGGCACUAACGACGAUAAAUGCUCGACACUGAGCAGGCAACACAAUCGAGGGAGCCACAAACCUAAACUCAUUACACUACCGGUUGACAGUGCACCAUUACACCAGCCGAUUGCCACUGCUACACCGAUCGUCAAUAGUAGCAUGUCUCAACAAACGAUUCACAGCUCGUGCUCCGAUAUGCCGUCGCUGCGACCAUCUUACGCCCGAACCGUGGCUCAAUACAGUCUAAGUCGAGCUCAUAUAACGCUCGAACCAACUCCAGAAUCUAGUCCAGAUUCGUGCAAUUUAACCAGCGCUUACGAAUCGCUUCAACCUCAGUUAUACACCUCCGGUGGACCGCAGUCGUACAACGCGACGCAGUUCUCUUCUAGCACCUACGGCGAUAGCGGCCAGUCCGUUACAGGAACCGAAAGUAAUGGCGGAGUCAAGAGGUUACAGGGCCAUCCUCUGAAAAGUUUUAGUGUGCCUGCUCCGCCGCCACAGUCAGCUCCAUCGACACCGGCUCAACAGAAACAUGGAGGUAGUUUACAAUUUUUUUUUCAUUCGGUAUUUUAAAAGAAAAAUUUGAAUAUCCUCUUAUAUUCAAUUUUUUUCAUUACAGUACGAUCGGCUUUAUCGGGUAGCCCAUACAAAAAGGCAACGAGUUCGAGUCAAUUAAUCAAAAAUAGGCUAGCGUCAGUGACAGGAACGACCCACACUCCAGAAGAAAUCGAAAGAUUAAAGCCUUCGUACAGUACCGAGGAACUCAAUCAAGAAAUGGCCAAUCUUGAAGGACUUAUGAAGGAUUUGAAUGCUAUCACAGCUUCUGAAUUUGAAUGCUAAAAGUGAAUUUUUCUAUAACGCGUGCCAUCUAUUAAGAACAAAUCGACUGCUGACCAUGUGUUACUCAUUUUCGUAAUUUUAAUGAAUAUGCGUUCAUUUUUAAAAAUGAACAAUUUAGUAAAAUAUUGAGCUUCUGCCUUGCAAGUUUAAUAAGUACACAGAAAGCUUACAUUUUUAGAAAAUCCGUGAUAUAUCUGCACGAUGAUAUUCAUUUUUACGAAAAUGGAUAAGAAAGUAGAUAAAGUCUAGCUUUUAUAUAAGCUUGCAAAGAAUUUCAAAUAUAAAUUCUUUGUUCAAGCGAGUGAAAUGUUUUUACCGGAUUGCAACUGAGCUUAUAAGCUUGUUGAAUUGUGACGGUUUUCUAAACUCGAUAAAACAUUAGGUUUGAAAGAUUCUCUUAAAAAGAGUGGUCAUAUAAAAUAUGAUUAAGGACUGCCACAAACCCAUCGAUAACUAGUGAAUUCAGAAACUUGGACGAGCGAGCAAGGAACUGAUAAAAUGAAACCGCAUAAAUGUAGAAGCUUAUUGACCAUGUGAAUUUCUUUUUUAUAAUGAUAUUUAUUUUUUAUAAAAGAAAAAGUUUGCAUAUGCAAAGCGGUAGAAUAAUAACAAUACUACAAAAUAAUUGGAAAACAGCAUAUUGAAAAUGCUUAAGACUCAGCGUUAUUUCUUAGGGUACUUUUUAUCAGAUAUUAAAAUCGUAAUUUCUAUUUAAAGUAAGCGAGUCGUCUAGAAUAAUGAUCUCAUUGGAUGAAAAAAGUAUCAUUUCAAAAAAAAAUAAUAAAGAAAAUUGUUGUUAUCGUUAAUCAUCGAAGGUGUAUUGGAGUAUGUAUGUAUAAAAGCUGCUUGUGCUUCUCAAGAGCGUUUGUAGAUUUGAGUUCAAGUUUGGUUUAGUUGUAAAAAAUUAUGUAACAUAUGCGAGUAGUAAGCCAAACUUGCUAAGUGUUGAGUAUUAUUAAUGAAUAAUUGCGUACAGUUUUAUUAUACUUGUAAUUUUAAGAUGUAGUUUUUAAAUAUGUGAAAAAGAUCUAUAUUAGUUAAUAUAAAAAUGUAUCUACGUUAAUGUAUGUUUUUUUACAUUCUUUGACACUAAGGCUAAAAAUUAAGAUAUUCAUAACAGAGUAACAACAGAUCGCAUACCAAAAUUCAGUCUUUUUAAACAAUUUUAUAAUGAUGAAUCAUGUCUAAUAAUCUUAAAAAUUAUGAUGUAGAGAACCGAUUGCAGUUGGUUAAACUUUUUUAUAACUAAUCCAAGCUUAAUUUUUAUAUCUUUUUUUAUACAAUCUUUAUCUGACAUAUUUGUAAGCUGAAACAAUUUUAUAUAUUCAACUUUUUACUGCCAAUUAGUGAAAGUUAAUACUUUUUCAAUAAUGCACAAACAAUUUUAAAAUUUUUAUACUUUGAACUUAAUAACUUGGUAUCGAAGUACAACUUUUUACUAUUAUCUUACUCUGUAUUUUAUACAACUUUUUAACUUUUUACCUCUGAAAAUCUUGUAAAUAAAACAACUACUCAUAAAAUAUACGACAAUGAGCAAAUAAAAGUACUAUAAUAUUUCUUGCGGAAAUCGUUACCUUGUUGAAAUAGGCAUACAAUUAAAAGUGAUGCGUCUGAUGUAUAUUGUACUUCUGCUUCACUGAAUAAUCAACUUCUUUCCAUAAACAAAGAGUGCCGCUUAAAUUUUUCCAGUGCACGCUAUUGUACCAUUUAUAUUCGGUUUGGUACGAUAAAAAUCAAAAAGAAAAUAAAAAUCAACAAUGCCUACAUUUUGUAAAUAUCGUCUAAAUUUUUAUAGACUUGAUAAUUCAAAUAAAAUUUAACCAAUACCUAGGGUCAAGGCAAAGCAUUAGUUUGCAAAAGCUUCACAAAAUUUUGAUUUUAUAAGAACUAUUUCAGGGUGCCUAAUAUGAAAUAUGAACAUGCAUUUCUGAAAGUACUUGAAAGCUAUCCUGCUCUUAUUCGUGAGCGAUGAACGUAAAAGACUGAAAUAUUCUCGAUACGAACUGUGUCAGCUAAAAAAUAUUGCAAACAUUUUUUAUACUACUUGAAAACAAAUUUGAAUAUUAAAUGAGAGGUGAAAAGAUUGAAACGAAUCGAUACAUUUUAGAAAGAUCUUUUUGGCUUUUUUAAAAGAAGAAUGACGAUAAAUUGAAAGGAUACUGAAACAUAAGAAUUAACAGAAUAAAAGUGACUCUUUCGCAAUCAACGAAAAGAAUCCCCGCGAUGUUCAUAGCUUAUCAACACACUUGUAAUUGCGUGGUACGCUAAU
Molecule: messenger RNA, 6924 nt
Organism: Trichogramma pretiosum
Lineage: Eukaryota; Metazoa; Arthropoda; Insecta; Hymenoptera; Trichogrammatidae
Gene: fra
Product: neogenin
Exons: 19
Biological process (GO): cell-cell adhesion
Cellular component (GO): membrane
Molecular function (GO): protein binding
Source: RefSeq, a predicted model, not a curated record